AUGUCUGACAGUGAUUCUGACCUUAUCCUGCUCACCAGUUUCUAUUGCCCUGAAUGCAAGCAGGCUUUCCGAUCUCCUGGUGGUCUUACUUGCCAUAAAAAUAUCAAACACCCAGUCAUUUCAUUCAGACCCCAGAUUGGUGGAGGAGGAGGUGAACAUCAUUUUGAGACACACCAGCACUUCCGUGCAGAUCAUUACAACAUACAUGGUCGUCCUGUACCUGCAGAUAAGAGCCCCGAGUCCAUUCCUGAACCUCCUAUCCAUCUUCCAGAAGCAUGGUACCCAUUCGACAAGCGAUCAACCUUUGAUUGGUCACACUUCUUUUACAUUGAACUCAAAGCAUCAAAUGGAAAAAUCAACAAAGCUUUAGAUAUCCUUCAGGCUCAACUUCUCGAAGUCGGAGGUGGUCAGACUCCGUUUAGGAAUACAAAGGAUCUUUAUGCAGCAAUCGACUCAAUCCGAGAAGAGAAUACCCCAUGGAUCACUUACAAUGUGAAGUACACUCGUGAGCUGCCAGACAACCCGCCCCUUUGGAUGAUGGAAGUUUACGAAUUCUGUGUCCGUGACACAUUGAAUGUUCUAAUUGAGCAACUCAAGACCGAAGCCUUUAGGGACCAGUUCAACUACACUCCUUAUCGGGAAUGGAAUACUCGAAAUGAGAGAAUUUAUUCCAAUCUGCUCUCUGGAGACUGGAUAUGGGAUACAGCCAGAUCCAGAGCUUGA
Molecule: messenger RNA, 723 nt
Organism: Marasmius oreades (fairy-ring Marasmius)
Lineage: Eukaryota; Fungi; Basidiomycota; Agaricomycetes; Agaricales; Marasmiaceae
Exons: 3
Coding region: 1-723 (240 amino acids)
Source: RefSeq, a predicted model, not a curated record